AUUCAUCUGUGUAGUAGUAAGACAUGCGCGGUGCUGAGGAAUAAAACGGACGGGAUUCAAAGUUUGUGACGAAUGAACGAGAUGUUUGGAUUUCAUAAAUCCAAGAUUUAUCGCAGUCAUGAAGGUUGCUGUAUUUGUAAAACCAAGUCCUCCAGUUCCCGAUUUACAGACAGCAGCAGAUAUGAGGAAAAUUUCCGACUUUGCUUUGGAUUAUCCGAGGACAGAGUUGGAGAUAUCUGCAAUGCCUGUGUACUUCUAGUAAAAAGAUGGAAAAAAUUACCACUUGGAUCAAAGAAGAACUGGAGCCAUGUGGUGGAUGCAAGAGCAGGACCUGGCUUCAAGUUAACAAAACCCAAAAAAGUGAAAACCGUUGAUGGAAAGAAAAAGAGCAAGCUGAAGAAGCUCCAUAAACUUAAACGUCAAAACUCUGAUGCCCACAGUACUACAUCCAGCAUGUCUCCAUCUCAGUCUCCCAGCCAUAGCAACCAGUCCGAUGAUGGCUCAGACAUCGAGACCAAGCAAAGGCGUCCGACGCCCGCUGGCUUCUCAUUUCUUGAUCUCUCUUACUGGAAAAGGCAGAAAGUGUGCUGUGGGAUUGUCUACAAAGGGCGGUUUGGCGAGGUAAUUAUUGAUCCUCGCCUCUUCAAACCCUGCUGCAGCUCCAAGGAGCAGGCGGCACUGGCGUCCACCUCAGACUCCCCGCGCUCCACGACUCUGCCCCCUCAGCUUGCUGAGGACUUGAAGGAGACUUGGUGACCAACCUCUAGCAACUCUUUCCAUGUCUCCUUGAGGCUUCCUCCCUUUGUCUCCAGUGGCAGACUCUCAAAUAUCAUUUCCACAUUAAUUCACUGUGUAUGAAUGCUUUUGACUGUUUCUCCAGGUUUUUGUUAUAGCAGUUUCUUUUGUGAGAAUUUUUUCUUUCUUUUUUUUCUUUUCCUUUUUUUUUCUUUUUUUUAAGAAAACAAAGGAGCAAAAAUAAGUAUGGGCAUUAGUGAAUAUUCAUAGAAUCAGGUUCAAGUUAAAUGGCUUAUUGAUGCUUGUAAUCCAGGUAUUUUCCUUUUUUUUAAAUUAUUUUUAUAUAUUUUUUUGGCACUGUAAAAUGUCUGACAUUGGAUUUUGUAGUGUUUUUUGUAUAUAUCUUUAUUUUCAGUACCAGUGCACCAAAAGCCUCAUUUGGCUCCUACGUUCUUAUGUUUAAAUUGAGUUAUAAAUUUUUCAUGAAAUGGUCCAUGUAUUUGUCUCAAUGUUGCUCAGUGUUUCAGUGGUUUGAAUUUUAAGCAAAACGGUUAUGCUGCACUUACCAAUUUAUCUGCUCCAGUCUGUGUUGGUAAUGCAGUCCUUUUUUAUAAAUACAUUAUGGGUGCCAAGCUAUGAAUAGGUUGGUGGAUAUUCACAGUGUGAAUACAGCUCUACUUUUGCCAAUUAAAUGUGCAUGCAUCUCUUAUGGUUCAAGUUACUGAGACAGUGGCAUCUGAAAGCAUAUUUUGAUUCAGCUUGUAUGCAAUAUGAUUCUAAAGGCAUUUUUGUUUCCCCUCAAAUGAUAAAUUCUCUGUAAUGUUUGUCUCAAACAACAAGACAUGCUUAUUUAGCAUGCUUUAAGUAUGCAGUUAUACAAGUGCAUGUUUGGUUAUGGUUGCACAACAGUAAGUGCUGCUGUACUGUUGGGAGUUGUCUGGUCAGUUUUUAAUUUUUGGCACUAGCUAUUUCACUACACAGACUUUAACAGCAUCUGUUGCUACCAUGAUGCAGGAUUUUUCAAAAUGAUGUUUAUAAAUGUAAUGCAUUUUUGAUAUCUUAUAAGCAGAUAUGAAUUUUUUUUAAUCCAGUGUGUUAGUAAGCAUGCUUCUCGCUUGGUACAAAUGUGUUUCCGUGUGCUAAAAGUGAAAUCAGUCAAAACUGAAAUUCUACAACCUGUGUUUGCAUCGUACACACUGCAGCCUUUCCAUUGUAAUUCCAUAAAGCUAUUAAGGUAGCUUUUGGCCACCUAAGGAAAAAUUUGCUUGGGUGGCUUCUAAUUUAAAAAAUGGUACAAUGGAAUUCAGAUUCAAAUGACUGAUAACAUGCAUUUAAUUUGUACAACUAUUAUUUGAAUGAAUGUUGGAAUUCCACCAGCAAUAUGAAUCAACUUGAUUAAACUAAACUGAUUUUCAGAAUACAAGCUAAUAUUACAUGAUGUCAAUAAGGUUCAGGGAAACUUUACUUGGUACAUUUUCAGAUGAUGUUAAUGUGCCUUGUGAGGAAUUUAACUGAUAUCAGAACAUAAAAUUGUCUUUUCUAAUUUAUACUAUUUAUUCAGAUCUGUCUGUACAAUUGAUGCUGUAAAGAGGUUUUUGUGCACUUUUUUAUACUUUUAAAAUGUUUUGAUAUUUUGUAUCUUAAUUUGCAUCACAUCUGUAUUUUAA
Molecule: messenger RNA, 2402 nt
Organism: Electrophorus electricus (electric eel)
Lineage: Eukaryota; Metazoa; Chordata; Actinopteri; Gymnotiformes; Gymnotidae
Gene: sinhcafl
Product: SIN3-HDAC complex associated factor, like
Biological process (GO): negative regulation of cell migration
Cellular component (GO): Sin3-type complex
Source: RefSeq, a predicted model, not a curated record